AAGAACAAGAAGGGCUGUGUUUACUUUCUAUAUGGAAACUUAAGUUGUGGUAGAGGCAAGUAGAGCUGGGAGAAUGGCACUGGGAUUGUGGUCAUUCCUACAACUUUUUCUCUUGUGUGAGGUGGCAGCCUCACUCAGCUUCUUCCAUCACCGUUAUGAUGAUCUGGUCCGGGCUCUGUAUAAUGUGCAAAACCAGUGUCCCUAUAUCACCAGAGUGUACAGCAUUGGAAGAAGUGUGCAGGGAAGGCACCUCUAUGUUAUUGAAUUCAGUGACAACCCUGGGAUCCAUGAGCUGUUGGAACCAGAAUUCAAGUAUGUUGGAAAUAUGCACGGAAAUGAGGUAUUAGGACGGGAACUCCUUAUCCAGCUUGCUGAGUUUCUCUGCGAAGAGUACCGGAACAACAAUGAGCGCGUUACCAGACUCAUACAAACCACAAGGAUCCACAUUCUGCCUUCCAUGAACCCGGAUGGAUACGAAGUGGCUGCAGACCAGGGGCCAGAGGGUAAUGGCUAUCUGACCGGGAGAUAUAAUUAUCGUCAAGUGGAUCUAAACCGUAACUUCCCUGAUCUCAAUACUGUCAUGUAUUAUAAUGAGAAAUAUGGAGGCCCAAAUCACCACCUUCCCCUUCCAGAUAACUGGAUGGCACAGGUGGAGCCUGAGACUCAAGCAAUGAUCCAGUGGUUGAAAAAUUACAAUUUUGUCCUAUCUGCAAAUCUACAUGGCGGAGCUGUCGUUGCAAAUUAUCCGUAUGAUAAAAGUAAAGAAAUUAGGAUGAGAGGUUUCACCCGCUCUACCUAUUCUUCAACGCCAGAUGACGCUCUUUUUAAAGAGCUUGCUAAAACCUAUUCAUAUGCACAUGGCUGGAUGCACACUGGCUACAACUGCGACGAUUUCUUUUAUGAAGGAAUUACCAAUGGAGCAUCUUGGUAUUCACUGUACAAAGGCAUGCAAGACUUUAAUUACCUUCACACCAACUGCUUUGAAAUCACCUUGGAGUUAAGCUGUGAUAAGUUUCCACGGGAGGAAGAACUGGAGCAAGAAUGGAAUGGGAACCGUGAAGCUCUAUUAACCUAUAUUGAUAAGGUUCACCAGGGAAUAAAAGGAAUGAUUACAGAUGAAAAUGGCAAUGGAAUAGCCAAUGCAGUGAUUUCAAUAAGUGAAAUUGCCCAUGAUGUUACCUCAGGCAUAGGUGGUGAUUAUUUUCGACUAUUGUUACCUGGCACAUAUGAAGUAACAGCAUCAGCAGAGGGUUAUUAUUUCAAGACUGUGUCUGCAACUGUUGGCCCAGCUGACGCCACUUUGGUUCAUUUCCAGCUAAAGCAGCAGAAAGCAACAAUAGAGUCAAGGUUCCUAAAUCAGAAUAACAAAAACUAUAUAAGGAAGGUUGUUCCAAGAGCGGCCAAUAAAAGAAGAUCCAGCUGAAAGUAUUUAUGUGUUGCUACUCCUGGGUCUGGAAGACAUCACUGCAAAACUCUACAUCUUGGACACAUGAAAAGCUUUUUUUUCUCCAUAAAAUAUUGCAAAGGAUUGAUUUGUAUGUAUGAAAAGAGGACUGAAAAUGCCAGUAGCGUAAAAAAAAACAACAGACAAAAGAGAAAAUUGAAAAUACUGUUAACGAAAUGUUAAAUUAAAUAUUUUGUAAUGCUAUUUAAGAAAAUAUUAAAGAAUAGGUUUAUAGCGAUCAUUCCAAA
Molecule: messenger RNA, 1692 nt
Organism: Xenopus tropicalis (tropical clawed frog)
Lineage: Eukaryota; Metazoa; Chordata; Amphibia; Anura; Pipidae
Gene: cpn1
Product: carboxypeptidase N subunit 1
Exons: 9
Coding region: 74-1423 (449 amino acids)
Biological process (GO): intracellular protein localization; signaling; cell communication
Cellular component (GO): membrane; extracellular region; endomembrane system
Molecular function (GO): carboxypeptidase activity; zinc ion binding; metallocarboxypeptidase activity
Source: RefSeq, marked provisional